Molecule: messenger RNA, 4222 nt
Organism: Leptonychotes weddellii (Weddell seal)
Lineage: Eukaryota; Metazoa; Chordata; Mammalia; Carnivora; Phocidae
Source: RefSeq, a predicted model, not a curated record
CGAAACCCCGCCCCCAACUCAGCGGGGACUCUGUCCCUAGGCCCAGGAUCUUCCUAAUGCACCAUCCCAGCCAUGCCCGACCCUGGGUUUUGCAAGAAAAGACCCCUGAGCAGCAGCGCAGCCUCCUGGAGAAUGCAAGCUCCCACCUGGCCUAGGCCCGGACCGGAGGGGCAAUGGAACAUUCCACUGCCUUCCGGGAGCGGGGGAGGAAACAGGCAGAGCGAUCCAUUUAGGCCCGUGGGGAGAGGAAGAAGCGGCAAACAUAUCCUGGGAAUCGAGAGAAGGCCAGUCCAGACCCUGCUGCACCAGCGACCCGAGGGUCCGAUUUCCUGGCCUUGAUUUGCCCCACUUCCCAAUUCAGGCGUCCCGCUCCGCUGAGGAACAUGAAGUUCUCUUUCCCCCAGGCUGGGGGGUGGGGGGGAAGGGCGCUGGAGAAUAGGCCGGGGAAAGGCAACCCUCCGCAUUUCGUCCUCCGCCGGAUCGGGGCUGAAGCCAGCGCAGGCGGCCCCCACCCCACCCCUACCCGCCCGCUGGCCGGCCCCAGGUCAGCGUCUUACAACUCUUCAUUAUGAAGUGUGUGUAGUGCCCUUGUCUCCAGGGACGCGAAGAGUCCUCGAGGCCCCUCGAGCUAAGAGUGCAGCCUGGCCCAGUUUCUCCUGGCCUACUCUACUCGGCUCCCGGUAUACGACCCACCUUCAAGGGGCGGAGGGCCCCCGGGGCAGCGCUGACUCACGCUCGCGUAGUUUCCACCCGUCUUUCAACUUGAGGGACCCCCACAAUCUGCCCUUAGCUGGGAGCUCCUGUGGGCGGCUUCCGACGCAGACCCUCGCACCGCAUGCAGACUCCCGAGCUCCAGGCGCCCCGCACCUCCGCCUGUGACCCCUUCCCGAUACCUGGGUAGGCUUUCACUUAGCAUUUAAAGGCGCUUCCCUUGAGGAAAAAGGAUUUCGAAGCUUGUCUGAAUCCCUCCCUCUAUUCACAAGGUCUUCGCAGGUCUAAAGUCUCAAUAAAACCGAUUUGUGCCCCGGGGUGUGUGAUGUGAGGGUGGGGUGGCGGUAGGGGGUCAGGAGCGAACCCGAACGACUUGGAAACCAGAACGACCAGUUUGGGGCCGUGACCUAAAUGUCUGGAGCCUAGGACUGGUCCAGGCGAGGGCCUCAGCUCUGUAGGCUCCGCGUGGACCCAGAGGGGAAGGACACAGCCGGGGAGGGCGACUGCCUCAGGCGGGGGAUGGGGAGUACUAAUCUGAAGGUGGAGGCCGGGGAGGGUUAAUGAUUCCCCGAUUGUGUUUUUGCAAAAAGCCCAACUCCUGUAAGUCUCAGUAGUACCUUCACCUUCCCUCCCUAUAUAAGCGCUCCCAAGAUACGACGAACAAAUAAAAGACCGGAAUUACAGCUGUGCUCGGACCUCCCCCUCCACCACCACCACACACACUCCUGUCGAUUCAGGAGGUGGCGUCGCGUCUUGGCAGGGGUGGUGGGUGGGUCGCUGGGAUUUUAAAAAAUAGAUCUGAACACUGACGCGCCCAGGAACUCUAAGAAGCCCAAUUAUCAAAGGGGGAAAGGGAGACCAAGCACAUAUUCCCAAAACGGAGUUGCCAGAAAGGAGCUGAUCCAUCCCCUCCUUCUCCCAAAGUGCUCAGCUCCUUCAGCCUGGAGGAAAAGGUAUCUCUGUAUCCCCCAAGCUUCCGCUCUGUCCUCCCACCCCCACUCCCCCAGCCACAGGCCCAACUCCCGCUGAACCACUAUAGACCCAAGCCUCCCACUUUACCUGCAGUUCACCCCAGGCCAUAACCCUGGGAACUCUUCAAGCCAUCUCAGGUCUCAGCUCUGCAGUUCUCCCUCAUACACAGUUAUCUUUCCUAAGUGGGGGAAAGUAGAGCUAAGGAUUUGGAAGAAGAUCCUGAGAACUUGCAGGGACUCUGAGGGAAGCUGAGGAGGGGGGCCCCUGACUAGGGUGAACCAGAUCCAGUGGGGACUGGGGUACUGAAUCCACUGAGCACCAGCUCACUUCCUCCCAUGAUAUAAUCACUACAGCCAGCCUUAGAGGGGAAGACUCGAGAGAGUUCUCCCUCCCUCCUUCCCUCUCUUGGUCCCACCCGCCUUGCCUGGUCUUGCUUGCCUCCCUGUUUCCAUGACAACUCCAAGGGAGCCCAAACUGGGGGCUUGAAUGCCGGGGUGAGAGGAGGAGAGACAGAGUGAGGGGACCUCGGAAACUCUCCCCCUCCCUCUCCUCGGUCCCUUUAAGCUCCCCCCCCCUCCGCUCUCCCUCCGCCCCCCGCCGCUGUCUUCAUCUCUUCAUCUCUGUGCUGCUGCCGGCUGCGCAAUCUGCACACCGAGACUCCGACGCCAGCCAGGGACCCCGACUCCCGCUGCAGGGACCCUGUCCCAGCCAGACCACAGGCAUGUCAUCGGAAAAGUCAGGCCUCUCAGACUCAGUCCCCCACACCUCUCCACCACCCUAUAAUGCCCCCCAGCCCCCGGCCGAACCCCCCGCCCCUCCCCCACAGGCAGCCCCUUCCUCUCACCAUCACCACCACCACCACUACCACCAGUCCGGCACCGCCACCCUCCCGCGCUUAGGGGCAGGCGGCCUGGCUUCUUCCGCGGCCACUGCUCAGCGCGGUCCCUCAUCUUCCGCCACUCUGCCGCGGCCACCACACCACGCCCCGCCCGGCCCGGCCGCCGGGGCGCCCCCACCCGGCUGCGCUACCUUGCCCCGCAUGCCACCCGACCCUUACCUGCAGGAGACUCGCUUCGAGGGCCCGCUGCCCCCGCCGCCGCCAGCCGCCGCCGCGCCGCCCCCGCCGGCGCCCUCUCAUGCUGCCCAGGCUCCGGGCUUCGUGGUGCCCACGCACACGGGGGCGGUAGGCGCGCUGCCACUGGGGGGCUACGUAGCCCCUGGCUACCCCUUACAGCUGCAGCCUUGCACUGCCUACGUGCCGGUCUACCCGGUAGGCACGCCCUAUACAGGCGGGACCCCGGGGGGAACAGGAGUAACCUCCACGCUCCCCCCGCCGCCCCAGGGCCCAGGGUUGGCCCUGCUGGAGCCGAGGCGCCCGCCGCACGACUACAUGCCCAUCGCGGUGCUGACCACCAUCUGCUGCUUCUGGCCGACGGGCAUCAUCGCCAUCUUCAAGGCCGUGCAGGUGCGCACGGCCUUGGCCCGCGGAGACAUGGUGUCUGCCGAGAUCGCUUCACGCGAGGCCCGGAACUUCUCCUUCAUCUCCCUGGCGGUGGGUAUCGCAGCCAUGGUGCUCUGUACUAUCCUCACCGUAGUCAUCAUCAUUGCCGCGCAGCACCACGAGAACUACUGGGAUCCGUAACGACUCGCCCGGCCCGGCCCCACCCCGCGCCCCUCAACCUCCCAAGCGCGUUCUGCAGCCACGCCGCGGAUCCAGUGGGUGCCCCGCACACCUGCCUCUGGGGCCACCAAAUUUCGAUACAUCCUAAACUCGGCCUCCACGGAACUUCUCGCCUUGCGGGCACGCUCCGAAUCCAGUUCCUCAGGAACCCCGAAAAAACCCCCACCCCCAGAAAUACCACUUCCCAGGAUCCCCGCCAAAUGCCCGACCCUCAGUCACUCCAGUCCCCCGCCGCCUCUAAAUGCAGCGCCCCCAGCCGAGCUCCUUUGGUCUCCGCUCCCCAGCCGGAGACUGGUCCCCAAAGCCCCGCCUCCUCUGUAGGCUCCGCCCCGGCUCCAACAAAACCCCGCCUCCAGGUCGGCAGGCUCCGCCUUCUUUUCGUCCCCGCGGGGUGAUUCAGUCCAGUGAUUGGGUUGUGGCCGUAGGCCUCUCCCCACACUGACAAACUCCUCCCCUUCUCCUGGCGCAGGGACCCAGCCCCGGGUAGCCACGCCCCCACGCUCUCUCAUCUUUUCGUAGUACAGUUUUGUCUCCACCCGGUCUCUUCCUAUUUUCUUGCUAAUCCCAGAACCUCUACUUUUGGUAUUUUUGGAAUGAGAUUUGGGAGGUUCCCAGUUUAGGACCUUUCACCCUGGGAUGACGAAAGCCCCCUUUCUCUGUAAAUAUUCCCUUCCACCUGUCCCAACCAGUGGGCAGCUGGGCAGAAGGUAACCCAGCGUACGGACCUCCCAGCGUCGGAGGAGCCAGCCCGCUCCCCGCUCCCCUCGGCAGUCCCCACCUUGUUCUGAUUUGUGUGUGAGUGUGUGUGUGAAUUUCUGAAAGAAUAUUAAAGAGACUAAGUGGAUUUAUCACCCGCAA